Loxodonta africana (African savanna elephant) is the source of this 2719-nucleotide messenger RNA. It is a transcript of the gene NPY1R, whose product is annotated as neuropeptide Y receptor Y1. The transcript is spliced from 3 exons. The record is from RefSeq and is a predicted model, not a curated record. Gene Ontology annotation, molecular function: neuropeptide Y receptor activity; neuropeptide binding. Gene Ontology annotation, cellular component: plasma membrane; neuron projection. Gene Ontology annotation, biological process: G protein-coupled receptor signaling pathway. NCBI's taxonomy places the organism in Eukaryota, Metazoa, Chordata, Mammalia, Proboscidea, Elephantidae. Bases 291 to 1439 code for a protein of 382 amino acids.
GGGGGCGUCUCUUCUUAUCGUCGUCAAUCUUUAGGGUUAGAGCCUGAGCAAUGCUAGCGGAUCUUUUCUCCCGGCUCUGCUCCCUUCCGUGACCACCUCUCCCUCUUGAAUACGCCGGGGCGGGUAAGACGUGCCCAAGAGAUGAUUGUUCAGUUCAAGAAGAUGCAGAGUUCAGAAUAAUUUUGGUAAAUGGAUUCCAAUAUGGGGAAUAAGAGUAAGAUGAACAUUUGACCUGCUUUGAAGAAAUAUAUUGUCCAUUUGUUUAAUCUAUAACAACCAAACCAAUCAAAAUGAACUCGACAGUAUCUUCCCAGGUAGAAAAUCAUUCAGUGGAUUAUAAUUUUUCAGAGAAGAGUUCACAGCUUUUAGGUUUUGAAAAUGAUGAUUGCCAUCUGCCCUUGGCCAUGAUAUUUACAUUAGCUCUUGCUUAUGGAGCUGUGAUAAUUCUUGGGGUCUCUGGAAACCUGGCUUUGAUCAUAAUCAUCCUGAAACAAAAGGAGAUGAGAAAUGUUACCAACAUCCUGAUUGUGAACCUUUCCUUCUCAGACUUGCUUGUUGCCAUCAUGUGUCUCCCCUUCACCUUUGUCUACACACUGAUGGACCACUGGGUCUUUGGUGAGGCGAUGUGCAAGUUGAAUCCUUUUGUGCAAUGUGUUUCCAUCACUGUGUCUAUUUUCUCCCUGGUCCUCAUCGCUGUGGAACGGCAUCAGCUGAUAAUCAACCCACAAGGGUGGCGACCAAAUAAUAGACAUGCUUAUUUAGGUAUCGCUGUCAUCUGGGUUGUUGCCGUGGCUUCUUCUCUGCCCUUCCUGAUCUAUCAAGUCUUGACCGAUGAACCAUUCCAAAAUGUGACACUUGAUGCGUUCAAGGACAAGUAUGUGUGCUUUGAUAAAUUCCCAUCGGACUCUCACAGGUUGUCGUAUACCACUCUCCUGUUGGUACUGCAGUAUUUUGGCCCGCUCUGUUUUAUAUUUAUUUGCUACUUCAAGAUAUAUAUACGCUUAAAAAGGAGAAACACCAUGAUGGACAAGAUGAGAGAUAAUAAGUACAGGUCCAGUGAAACCAAAAGAAUCAAUAUCAUGUUGCUGUCCAUCGUGGUUGCAUUUGCAGUCUGCUGGCUGCCUCUCACCAUCUUUAACACUGUGUUUGAUUGGAAUCAUCAGAUCAUUGCUACGUGCAACCAUAACCUGUUAUUCCUGCUCUGCCACCUCACAGCAAUGAUUUCCACCUGUGUCAAUCCCAUAUUUUAUGGAUUCCUGAACAAAAACUUCCAGAGGGACUUGCAGUUCUUCUUUAACUUUUGUGAUUUCCGGUCUCGGGAUGAUGACUAUGAGACAAUUGCCAUGUCCACCAUGCACACAGAUGUUUCUAAGUCUUCUUUGAAACAAGCCAGCCCAGUUGGGUUUAAAAAAAUCGAUGAUGAUAAUGAAAAAAUCUGAAACUGCUGGUAACAUGCGGUCCCAGAUGACAUCUGUUGGAAAAAAGCACAGCCUGUAACAUACUUUUAUUGCCUGUCCUCCCAAGGAGUGAGGUUGAAAUCAUUUGGGAAAGACCAAGGUUUUCUUCUUGCUUUGUACUGCUUCCGUUGUAGUUGUCAUGAUUGCAUUUGGAACAACAUGUACAGACUUUGGAAUGUUCUGGCAAUAGUUUGAUCACAUAUCUUUGGAGUGCUUUUUGUGAACUUAACCAUAUAGCAUAAAGGUUUCUCUACUGUUUUUAUGGUAACAAAAAACUUUUAAGUAUUAUUAUUAACUGACUUUAGCAGCAUAAACUGCCUGAUGCUCUCAUAUAAUCUGUCAGUAAACUGGGCCAUCCAGAUUUAAUGAUAGACCUCAUUUUAGUAUGUUACAGAAGUGACGGUGUGCAAAAGAGGCAUUCGGGAUAUAAAAGGAAGAGAGUCUGUCUUGCAUACCUGCAGUCUGAAGUCAUUCAGGAGUGAUGUUUUUUAUUAUUAUUUUAUUUUAAGAGAAGAUUUAAUUUUCUCUUAGUUGAUUACCACAAAAUAAGAUAAUAAUGCAUUAAAAAUGCUUCUCAGCUGUGAGCAUCGUGGGGACUCAGGCCACCCACAAGAAUUGAGUGGGAAAGCAGUUUCCAAGUUUCCACACUGUUUUGGAAACUGACAACCAAAGAAUUUCAGAGUAAUUAGUUUAAUAAGUAGAUAAAUCUUGCUGCUUAUUCAUUUCACAUUUGAAUUGAUGGGCAAGAGAAGUUCCGUUCUUUACAGACUGUUCAGUUUGUCAGACUUUUCUAGCAUAAAAAACAUUUCCCAUUUACAGUAUGUAGAAACGCUAAAUGUAUUUUCCAUACAUCAGUGCCUAUAGAGUAACUCCUUUUUGACUUCCACUGUCCAUCUUUCAGAGAAGAUGAUACCAAGGUACAACGUUAAAAGAAUGUUUACUCCAGCUAGCAGAACGUUUCAUGUAGCCCAUGUUAACUUGUGUAAACUAAGUGUGCCUUUUGAAGUUUUAUAAAUAGAGCACCAGAUCGAGUCCUGGGUAGUUGUGUCGUGUUACUAUACUUAAUACUGUGAAUCUUGUAAUCAUGGUUGGGUGAGUCUCAGAAUCAUUUGGACAAGAGAUAUGUUAAAGAACAGGAUGUAUCUUCAACGUGUUGUGCCAAGUAUUAAAUGUGUUUGAAUUCAGAAGGGCAGACCUUUUCUUGAUUAGUUUUUCUUUUCUCUGAGGAGUCUGUUAUCUCUCUCUUCAGCGUUACUUUUUUU